Strongylocentrotus purpuratus (purple sea urchin) is the source of this 1401-nucleotide messenger RNA. RefSeq names its product prolyl endopeptidase-like (gene prepl). The transcript has 8 exons. Gene Ontology annotation, molecular function: serine-type endopeptidase activity. The coding region runs from base 127 to 1293 and encodes 388 amino acids. Gene Ontology annotation, biological process: proteolysis. Gene Ontology annotation, cellular component: Golgi apparatus; cytoskeleton. Lineage: Eukaryota; Metazoa; Echinodermata; Echinoidea; Camarodonta; Strongylocentrotidae. The record is from RefSeq and is a predicted model, not a curated record.
UUCCAUUGUUUUUUACCCAAUCGCAAACAGCUCUUCAAAGCCCAACCUUCAGAUGAUAUCCAGAGUAGCCAUACUGUACAAUGGGAAGAGCUCUACAGCCCACCUCCUGGUCAUGUGAUACAGGACAUGGAUGUCUUUGCCUCACAUUUUGUCCUGGCUUUAUUGGUGGACAUCAUUCCACAACUUGCCAUAGUACAGCAUUCUGGAGAAAUGGAGCCAUUGCAUAUAGAGCUCCCUCCUGAAUAUACCACCAUUCUUCCAGGCCUCAACGCGGACAUCAACUCGAGACAUUACCAGUUCCAACUCUCUUCCCCCGUCCAUCCACCAAAAGAUUUUGAGCUAGAUCUACAGACGUGCAAUAUUGAGGUUGGGGAGAGUGAUGAGGAUACAGGGUCAGGGAGCGAGGAUGAAAUACAAGAGGUUCAUUCUAUUCGUGCACAAAGCAGGAGAAAACCCGAGGACUAUGCCUGUCAACGAUUAGUGGCACAAAGUCAGGAUGGAACCAAUGUCCCCAUCACCGUCUUCCACCGAGAGAACCUGGUCCUUGACGGGCAACAUCCCAUGCUGGUCAUCGGGUACGGUGCCUAUGGAAGGAAUGUGGAGAUGGAAUACACGGCAGAGAGGAUGGCAUUGUUAUCUAAUGGAUGGGUGCUUGCCUUUUGUCAUGUCAGGGGAGGUGGAGAGUUGGGGAAAGAGUGGUAUUAUUCAGGCAAGGGAGACCAGAAGCAUCAUAGUUUUGAGGACUUGGAGAGCUGCGUGGAGUUCCUGCAUUCUUCUGGCUUCUCCCGGCCAGCUCUGACGGCCGGAUGGGCAGCCAGUGCCGGGGCUCUGCUCUUGGGGGUCUUGUGCAACCGGAGUCCACACCUACUGAGAGCUGCAGUCAUGAGAAUGCCCUUUGUUGACAUCCUGUCCUCCAUGUUGGACUCUACUUCACCUUUGACCUCUCAAGACAUAGAAGAAUGGGGUGACCCCUCUGGCAGUGCAGCUGACAUGGAGUAUAUCUCUGCCUACUGCCCUUACCACAAUCUCAGAUCACAGAGCUAUCCAUCCGUACUCGUCACAUCCUCCAUGACCGACCAGCGGGUGCCUUCAUGGGUCCCUGCAAAGUACAUGGCAAGGUUGAGGGACAGAACAAGAGACCAUCAUCAUGAGCACCACCGUCCUACAUUCCUGUUGAGGGUGCACUCGGAUGGUGGUCACUUUGGGCCUGACGAGGGUGAUGGAGGGGUGGACCAGGCAACCAUGGAAUGUGCAUUCUUACACCAAGAGUUAUCCUUGGAUACAUUGAGCUAAGACUACUGGAAAAGACCAGUUACCUUCACGUUCUCUUGCAUCGCUCCGUUGAACGAGAAAUACAAAGCCAUUUCAAACAUCAUGAACAAUAUUCUUAUCAUGCUGACA